This is a messenger RNA of Colletotrichum paranaense, 1839 nucleotides long. Its product is annotated as cytochrome P450. Gene Ontology annotation, molecular function: heme binding; monooxygenase activity; oxidoreductase activity, acting on paired donors, with incorporation or reduction of molecular oxygen. The record is from RefSeq and is a predicted model, not a curated record. NCBI's taxonomy places the organism in Eukaryota, Fungi, Ascomycota, Sordariomycetes, Glomerellales, Glomerellaceae. Bases 1 to 1839 code for a protein of 612 amino acids. The transcript has 2 exons.
AUGCCUUUCGUAACUUCAUCUGACACGGCUCAUCUCAUGAGGGAGACGAUCUCUCCACGCAAAGCCUAUGGUUUCCUACUGUUCACGGGCAUACUUUCCGUUUACCUCUUGUACAGACUCUAUCGGAAAGCCCUGCCGAAGCCUAUCCCCGGCAUCCCGUAUAACCCAAAAGCCCUCGGCCGAAUCCUCGGUGACCUACCAGAGCUCGCCAGCGAGGUUUUGAAGACGGGCGACCUGGCUACUUGGUUGCAACGUCAGGCGGACCAGCACGACUCGCCAGUAUGCCAGAUCUUCCUUCGUCCCAUGUCGCCACCCGUGGUGAUACUGAGUGACUUCCGCGAGAUGCAGGAUCUCUGUAUGCGGCGGAAGGAUUUCGAUCGCGGACGAAUCAUCAAGAACAUUUUCAAAGGUCCUACGCCGAACCACCAAAUUACUCUGGAACUCGGGGACGAGUGGAAAGCGCAUCGACGACUAUUGCAAGAUCUCAUGUCGCCCCCCUUUUUACAAGACAUCGCGGCACCAGCCAUCUACUCGAACGUGAUGAAUCUGAUCGACCUUUGGCGACACAAGACGCGCAUAGCUGACGGGAGACCAUUUGACGUGUCCGAAGAUAUCUUCUACGCAGCUUUGGAUGCCGUUACAGCCUUUUCGUUUGGCGGCGAUUUCCCACACAACGCUACAAAACCUUUAGCAGAUCUUAUUCGAGGCCUCAAUAGUGCCCAAUUGAACGAGCUGAGAACCUCCGGAACCAUCGACGAUCCGAUUGAGUUUCCUUCAGUGGAAUGCGACGAGGUUCUAUCCACCAUCCUUGAUGUCACCAUCGCCAUUGAACGGUUACAUGGCUCACCCUGGCCCGUCCUCAAGUGGAAGAUUAUAGAGAAGUUUCCGCCGGUCAGCCGGACGAUGAGGCUUAAGAACAAGUUCAUUGUGGGAGAACUAAACAAGGCGACGUCUAGGCAGCUGGAAAACAGCGAUAACGACACGUGGAUGCGGUCGGCAGUGGACCUGAUGGUGCAAAGAGAAAGAAAAAUAGCUCAAGAUGACGGGAGGGUGCCUGACUUCCUUUCGCCUACAAUGAGAGACGAGUUAUUCGGAAUCCUUACUGGAGGCCACGAUACAACCAGCACGACCAUGCUAUGGGGCCUCAAAUUGCUAGCAGACCACCCGACCGUUCAGUCGAGACUUCGUACCUGCAUGGAAUCAGGAUACAAAGAAGCGUCAAGAGAGGCAAGAACACCUUCAGUAGAGGAAAUUAUGCGGAUCAAAGUUCCCUAUCUUGACGCCACGAUGGAAGAGAUUCUUCGUUGUGCCGGUACUGCACCAUUGGUGGAACGAGAAGCUCUUUGCGAUACUGUCCUGCUCGGUUACCCCAUUUCUAAAGGCACCCAAAUCUUUUGUCUCACGCAGGGAGCAAGUCUCCGUAAGCCGGCGUAUGAGAUCGACGAGAGGAGGCGGAAUGAGACAUGCCGAACUGCAGUCAAGAAUAGAGGAAGGGUACCAGAAUGGGAUCCUGCGGACAUCGCCGAUUUCAAGCCUGAACGAUGGCUGACUUCCGCAGGCCCCCUGGAGAAGCAAGAUGUCUACAGUGUAUCAACAGAUGAGGGUAGAAGGCUAGAGUUCAACUCUACAGCUGGGCCUCAAAUUGCCUUUGGCCAGGGCAGACGGAGUUGUUUUGGAAGGAGGCUUGCGUACGUGGAGCUGCGGAUCCUCGUCAGUUUGAUUGUGUGGAACUUUGAGAUACUCAAGUGUCCGGGUGCCCUUUCCGGAUAUGAGGGCAAGGAUGUCGUGACUCAUAAACCGAUCAAGAACCAUGUGCGGCUGAGGAUAGUUGAGAGGUGA